UUUAUCAGCCGUCACCUUCUUUUCUACCACAAGGGAGGGAAAGAGAAGCGGGAUAUCAACCAGCCGAGGCUGGCUUCUCCCCUUUUUUCGGGUCCGUCCGGGGUGCUCGAUUCAGCCUCCUUGUAUUUGCAUCAGUUCGGGAUCAAGUUGGGAAAGUGUGGGAACUGCGUUGCUGCAGGAUCGUUGAGACCCGACCGGCGAGCCUGAAAAUACGUGCCAUGCAUCCUGAACACAGAGUGAUAUAUUUUUUUUCUUUCUUUCAACUGAACCAGAGCGUCAUCUAAUCGAAUCACUCCAGCCAUAGCGGAUCGACCUGCUCGAACUUUUUGUAUAUGUGUGUGUGCGCGCGCGCAUUUAUUGAUUGAGAGCAGAGCCAAGUUAUCCCUUCUUUAUUUUAUGACAAGCAGUCGACAUGGCGUCACUGUAUCAGAGAUUCACCGGCAAGAUCAACACGAACAAAUCCUUCCCCAACCCUCCAGAGGCGAGCCACCUCCUCGGGCAAAGUGUGGAAGGGGAGAGUGCGGCGCAGAGCCAACGAACCCGGUUUCAGCAGCACCGCCGGCGCUGCGAGGACGAGGAUGAGCUGGUGGGCAGUAACCCUCCGCAGAGGAACUGGAAGGGAAUAGCGAUCGCCCUUCUUGUCAUUCUGGUCAUCUGUUCGCUGAUCGUCACCUCCGUCAUCCUGUUGACACCAGGUGAGGAUGACCGUCUGGCUCUGAAGGGCAAGGUGUCAGUUGGAGACCUCUUUAGGAAGGAAUUCAAGGUUCAUGACCCAAACGCCAAAUGGAUAAGCAGUAAUGAGCUGUUGUACCGCAAUCAGGACGGCGACGUCGUCAAGUUCAACGUUGACACCAACGAGCAAACCAUCUUGGUGCAUAACAAGAAAUUUGAAAUGUACAAAGCCAGCAAGUAUGAGGUGUCUCCUGACCUGAAGCAUGUGCUGCUGGCCUACAAUGUUGCACCGGUGUACCAGUAUUCCUACACGGCCUUCUACAUCAUCUGCAGUCUGGAAACGCCGGAAACGUGGAACCUGAACCCUCCAGAGGUGCGAAACGCUCAGCUUCAGUAUGCAGGCUGGGGACCCCAGGAUCAGCAACUGAUCUUCAUUUUUGAAAACAACAUCUACUAUCGGUCUAAGGUGGAGAGCCGUUCUAUUCGUCUGGUAUCUACUGGCAAAGAAGGUGUCAUCUUCAAUGGGCUCAGUGAUUGGUUAUAUGAGGAGGAGAUUUUCCAGUCCCAUAUUGCCCACUGGUGGUCUCCAGAUGGUGCCAGGUUAGCAUACGCCACCAUCAAUGACACCUUGGUGCCCAGGAUGGAGCUGCCAAUGUUUACAGGCUCACCCUACCCAAUAGGGAAAGAGUACCAUUACCCUAAGGCUGGAGAGGAAAAUCCAGUCAUCACUCUUUAUGUCGUGAACCUUAACGGCCCUCUGCACACCAUUGAAAUGAGGAGGCCAGAUGAUCCCAGGAUAGGUGAGUACUAUGUGACCAUGGUGAAAUGGGCCACCACCACCAAACUAGCCAUUAAUUGGCUGAACAGAGCACAGAACAUCUCAAUCCUCACACUGUGUGAGGCUACAACAGGAGUCUGCACUAAGAAACACGAAGAUGAAAGUGAAGGGUGGCUUCACAGGCAGAAUGAGAAGCCGCUUUUUUCCAAAGAUGGCCUGAAGCUGUUCUUCACACGGGCCAUCCCUCAAGGAGGCAGGGGCAAAUUCUUUCACAUCUCCAUGUCCAUCUCCCAGCCCAACAUUAGUACAGACACACUGCAGUCUAUCACAUCUGGAGACUGGGAUGUCACUCAAGUUCUGGCCUACAACGAGGAGAACCAACUGAUAUACUUCUUGAGCACUGAAGAUGGUCCAAAGCGAAGGCAUUUGUACAGUGCGGACACAUUUGGCUCAUUCAACCGUCGCUGUCUGACCUGCGCCUUGUCCAACAGCUGUGGAUAUAUCAGUGGCUCCUUCAGCCACAACAUGAGCUACUUCCUGCUCAACUGCCAAGGGCCGGACAUCCCAUUUGUGGCUGUUUACAAGACACAGAGAGACACAGAAAGUGAGACACAAGACAGAGAAAGUAUUGUAGAAGUCUAUAAACUGGAGAGCAAUGAGAAAGUGAGGCUGACCUUGGAGUCCAUGCAGAUGCCCAUAGUGGAGUACAAGGAGAUCAACAUGGACGACUACACCUUGUCGAUGCAGAUCCUGAAACCAGCUGGCUUUGUGGAAACGUCACACUACCCUCUGCUCCUGCUUGUUGAUGGGACACCUGGUGGCCAGAUGGUGUCAGAGCAGUUUCAUUUGGAUUGGGCCACGGUGCUGGUGAGCAGCUUUGGCGCCAUCGUGCUGCGUUGUGACGGGCGAGGCAGUGGCUUCCAGGGCACCAACCUGCUGCAUCGGAUCCAGAAGAAACUGGGCGUGUUUGAGGAGCAGGAUCAGAAGGAUGCACUUAAUUUUAUUCUAAAGGAGCCCUAUGUUGACAAAAACAGAGUUGGAGCAUUUGGAAAGGUGUAUGGAGGCUAUGUGACCAGCCUGUUGGUCAGCGGUGAGGAAUCUCCUGUAAAAUGCGGCGCUGUCCUCUCACCCAUCACAGAUUUUGAAUUGUAUGCUUCUGCAUUUUCUGAGAGAUACCUUGGACUGCCCAAACCUGACACAAGAGCAUACACGAUGGCAAAUUUAGCCCACAGAGCAUCUCAGUUUAUGGAUAAGAAGUUUCUGAUUAUCCAUCCUACAGCUGACGAAAAAGUCCACUUUCAACAUACAGCGAAAUUCAUUGCCCAGCUCAUCAGUGAAAAGGCCAACUACACCCUACAGAUCUACCCAGAUGAGGGCCACUUCAUCCACAGUGAAGCAACGAGGCAGCAUCUCAGUCAGUCCUUGGUGAACUUCUUUGAGGAGUGCUUCAGGCUACCAGAAAUAGUGUUUGAGGAGGCUCUGGAAGAAGAGAUUGAAGACGAGGGUUAGACUGGCCUCAUAGGGCCCCUCCUGUGCCCCAGAUCCUCCCAACCCAUCUGGUCAUCUACCUCCCUCCAUUCUGUCCCUGGUGUCCACAGUAUGCAACUCUCAUUUGUCUUUGGUCCAUCGUUUUCCUCCCCGUGUCCACACACUACACCUGAGACUGCCUUUUUCCAGCAGAAAACACAUUUGCCCCUCCACCCAUUCUUACUCCCUUCCCUCCUGCCCCGAGUUGGAAUCUAAAAGGCUCGUGAGAGCCAGUAAAGACUGAUGACCUGAUAUGAAGUCUGGGAAAAUACUGACGGGAAGCAGUCUUCUCCACCACAGGGAAGGACCAGCUCCUCAAAAGCAGUGGAGAGAACGCAUCAGCUCUCACACAGACUUAAAGCUGUGAGGAGAAGGAAAACUUUAUAGCACAUAACUUGUGGGCUUGUAUAUUAAUGAAAAUCAGACCCCUGGUGAAAAACGCUAACUGGCAUUGGUCAUAAAUGGGUGUCUGGAAUAGUGGGGAUACAGGAAAUGUUACUAUUUUUAAAGUUGUGAAGAACUUUUCAUGUUGGACUGUGAUUGUGUCUGUUGUUCUUACAGUAUGUAAAAUAGCACACAAGCAUUCAUCCAGCUAUAACAUGUUUUUCUUUUGGUACUCAUGUUUGCCCUGAUGUUAAUUUUAUCUUGUAAAUUUCAUUUUACGUAUUUCAGUGAUGCUGACAGAAUUCCCUGUUUUGAAAACUAUUCAAAGAGAAAAAAAUACCUUUAUUUAUCUGACACAGUUUUAUUGUGACGCUCGCGGUUAUUCAAAUGUUGAAAACAAAAACAAAAAAAAGCAUUAACUUGUUUUAGUCACUGUGCCUUACUUUGUCAAAAAACAUCCAGCUGUGAGGUUGCAUUUCUAGACUGGAUUUUUAGGGAAUAGUUUAACAUGUUGGCAAGAUUGGUACCACUUCUGACUGUUAAAUAUGAAGCUACAAGUAUCUACUUAGCUAAGCCUAGCGCAAAGACUGGGAGCUCUGGGAAACCACUAUCCUGGGCAGCCUGCCUGUUUCUGGGUCAGCCCCUGUUAGCUAGCCUAUGAUGUACACUAUUGUAGGUUAUGGCAGUGUGGACUGUAUCCUGGCCAGGAGCAAGGACUUCCUAGAGUCACCAGAGAUGCUAGUAUAUUCAUUUUGAAACCUUUUUGAUAGAAACAGGCUAGCUGUACAUAUUUCUCUGCUUCAAAUCUUUACGCUACAUGAACCUUAAGCUAGCUGUCGUUUCAUAUUUAACAGAUACGUGAGUAUUAUCAAUCUUCUGAUAAACUCAUAGUAAGUGUAUUCCCCUCAAUGCCUUGGGAAUAUUAAAAUUGUUUUCUACUUACAGCUUGAAAUUGAACUAAUUGCAGCAAAUUGGCUUUUUCUUUUUUAAACAGACAAAUCAUUUCAGAAAAUAUACCCACUGACACCAUGACAAAGCUAAAAUGUACAUAAUCUGCAUGCACAAUUGCUUAUAAUAAGUAUGUGAAUGGUAGGUGAAGAAAAUGAUGGAAAGUGCAAUAGUGAAAGUGAAAAGUCGUCCUAGUGUACAUCAGCAAAUACACUGAGCAAAAGUGUCAUGAGAAGCCAAAGGGACCCUGUAUCCUGAAAAAUUAUGCAUUUACAUAAGAGAGAAAAAUCAUCUUGGCAUAUCACCCAAAAUAAUGACUCCUUGAGGCACAAUUUUAAUUUAACAUCUUUUAUUUAUUUAUUUAUUGUUUUGUUUUUUGAAUGGCCACUUGUGUUACGCUUCAGUGCAUGUUAUGAGGUAAUUUGCAGCACUAUCCCUGAUAGCUAAGUUCAACAUGGUAAUUUUUGACAUCUUGAAUGUUCCUUACUGGAUUGCAUAAGUUACAUUUCCAGUAGUAUUGUGAUUGAGAUCCCAGUCUCGUCAGCUUGAUGUGUAAAUGUUAUUCAAAUAUCAUUUUAUUCUAAAAAACAUAAAACAAAAAAAAGAAAGAAAGAAAAGAAAAAAGUAUUACCUGAGUGUUAUUUAUGCAUAAAGCAUUUUGGAAGUUACAUUUGACUAUUCAUUUCUGUUCUCCUGUUGCUGUCCUUGAAUUAAGUUGAAAGUGGACUUUAUUUGUUGCCAAUGACAACAAAAAACUUUCUUGAUGGCUGUUGAGGACUUUUUUUCCCCAGAUGCUCAACUUUGUUAUCCAAAGCAUAGAAGGACAUUAAUGGCAGACUGUGGCAUGAAGGUAAAUGUUAGAAUAAAAACUGAUAUUUUAUCAGACUUUGUUGUUUUUAUCUUCUUAUUUUUUGGAUUGUUGCAUCUUGUGACAUGCUUUUUUGUGGAUUUUUAAGCUAUAUUAGGGUUUAUGGCGACUUGAGGACAGCAGAACCAAAAACAUACUAUCCUCUUGUUAAGUGAUGAUGUAACAGCAACAAGCCUAGACCUCUGCAGAUUCUUACUGGCACCAUUCAUGUGCACUAUCCCAAAUGUUUGGACACUUCACAAAAGAAUAACAGCAGUGCUAAGAUGUCAACAUGGACAUUAAGAUUAGGAUCAGGAAUUUUAUGUAGGGACUAGUCCAAACCGCACAGCAGUAUGUUUUGUGCUGUUGUGCACGGGGUCAUCUUAGGUGUUCUGCUGGCUGAAGUUUAUCUCUGCCAAUGAGGGAAGUUGACAUUUAUUUUAUUUAAAAUAACUUAACCCUCAAU
Messenger RNA from Oreochromis niloticus (Nile tilapia), 5622 nucleotides. RefSeq names its product dipeptidyl-peptidase 6a (gene dpp6a). The record is from RefSeq and is a predicted model, not a curated record. Lineage: Eukaryota; Metazoa; Chordata; Actinopteri; Cichliformes; Cichlidae. Gene Ontology annotation, molecular function: potassium channel regulator activity; serine-type peptidase activity. The transcript has 26 exons. Gene Ontology annotation, biological process: proteolysis; regulation of potassium ion transmembrane transport. The coding region runs from base 413 to 2959 and encodes 848 amino acids. Gene Ontology annotation, cellular component: plasma membrane; voltage-gated potassium channel complex.